AUGACGACUACGACGCAGACGAUCGUCGAGCAGGUGAGAAGGACUUUCUGGCGACAUUCCAAGCUUCGCAGGUGGCCUUCGAGAUGCCCAGCGACUCGAAGGUCGUGCUCAAAAUGGUAGACCUCCGGCUAUUCUCGAACGGCGUCUUCAGCAAUGUUUACAGGUGUCGGAACUGGCCGCCGAGCCGUUUUUGUGAAAAUUGAAACAUUUCGAGAUUAAAUUUACCACGUUAAACUAAUAACUAUAGUUAAAGUUCAUCUAAAUAGUAAAAAGUCGAAAAAGGCCGUUGGCUUGGGGGCUAUUGCGGUUUUUUCAAGCUGCCGUGGACAAAAAUUUCAAAGCCUAGCAUUAGAGGUUUGAAGCCGCAACUGUAUAGUUGCUGACCAUCAGCACUGGUCAAUCGGCGUUAGCGAAUCGUUUUUCGUUUAUUAGCUAACGCUGAAAAAUAGCUACCGGAUAGCUACGCGGUAGCAUACACCUUAAUAUCUAACAGCAAUCGCAAGUAUAUUGAAAAGAUUACUAAAAAAGGACCCAGCAACAUGUAAACAUUAACACAAAAGGAUUCCAGAGGUAUUCUCAUGGAGCCUAUCGAGAGAGAAAUCGCGAUCAAGAAAACAUGGCCUGAGAGGGUUUUCAACUUCAAAAUUACAUUUCUUUUUCAAAAUCAACCAUUUUAAGAACGACCGUAACUUCGAGUUUGUUUUUCUGACUGGCCGCGAAAGAGAGAAACACAAAAACGUGAUAAGCAUGUUGUACGCGUUCAGUCACGGAUACGGAAACAAGGUGAGGCAACGUUACUUGUCAUAUGGAUAUGGGUGAAUGGAAGGUAUGCGAGUCGUACGUGUUCGACUUCAUGCCAGACACUCUGGCGUCGAUCCUCAAAUCGAAGCUGAGCGAUGUCGACAUUCGGCUAUACACCUGGCAGAUGUUCCAUGGCCUCAAAUACUUGGAAGAGGUCUGUGAAUCGGAGAGUCUCAAGUCAAGAAGUAGUUAAUUCCAUCUUCUCGGCGAUCCCUGGAUAUAAAACAGCUAUAAAAUUAAUUUUAAUUAUAUAUAAUAAUAAUUAUUAAUAAACAUCCAAUUUCGCUUCUUGCGCGUCGCUUUUCAUGCAUCGCGUGCGCUGCGUACAACACAUUUUAUUUUCCGCCUUUAUGGUCGAUGUGGCGUCGAUUUUGUGUCGCCGUGGCUUUUAAACGGACAAGGCCCAGUUAUAUGAACUUGCGAUUUUAAAUCGCGAUUUUGUGAUGAUAAAAUCAAAAUUUUACAAGCGAGUUACUCGAAGCAACGGCUUUGCUGACGCUAACUAGAAUGAAAAUGAAAAUUAGGCAACUGAAGUAAUUUUGAGUGGUCCUUCACAAAGAGUGAUCCUCAACGAGACCAGAAAUGGUUUUCCUAGGAUAACUUUAAUCCCUCCGAGGACCACUUAGGCACAAGCCUCUGAUGGACUAUUCAAACUCAAGGUGCAAAACGGCUAUUAUUUUUUCAAGCACCUGGUUAUUCACCGGGACCUCAAGCCAGUGAACAUCCUAGUCGAUCAUCAUGGCACUGGAAUCUUGAAAGUCGGCGACUUUGGCUCUUCGAAAAUAUACGCGCGUGGGAAGCUGAGCAACUCUUAUCAGGUACCUCGAGCUAAAGAUAAAAUUUAUCGAGAGAAGUCAGGUAACGCGUUUCUACCGUCCACCAGAACUUUUACUGAAAGCCAUCGACUAUGACACGAAUAUUGGUGAAUGUUUCUCAAUUAUUUGUAGUUUUAACCUUCCUACUGUGCAGAUACGUGGUCAGCAGGAUGUGUUGUGGGAGAAAUGAUUCGGAAAACGGUGGUUUUUCCUGGCAGAGACGGCGCUCAUCAGCUCAAACUCAUAGUCCGGUAGAUAUGGAAUUAUAAUCCGAACACUCUGAAUCAUAGGUGCUACGGACCUCCGAAUGAUGCUGAGAUGAAGGCGAUGAAAACAGUCGACAAAAUCACACCGGAGCUCGCAUCGAUUAGAGUAACUGGACUUGCCAAGGUCUCCAUUUCGUGAGAAAGGGUUAAACUAAAGUUCCAUUUUAGCUUUUGCCGGAUGCGACAAACGAUAUGAUAGUUUUGAUCAACAAGAUCUUGGUGUACCCACCCAAGAGUCGUUUUCGGGGGAAGGAGUUGCUCAGGGACGACUUUUUCAAGCCGCUUUUCAGGUUUCUGGCUCUUUUUUUCUAUUGAUAAAACCCAGUCAGCGCGUUUUUGAAAUUGGGGUGUAGGGUCUGACUUCUUAGCCCUUUAAGCUCAAGUGAUCCCUAUAGUCUGUUCAGAUUUUUAAUGUCAAGUGCAAUGACGUCAUUCAAAAACACUCUGUGGAUGGCUCGCUCUCUGAUUGGUUUAUCGCACCAUUAGGGGCGGAGCUUUAGUGACGACUUGACAUUCAAAAUCUGAACAGACUAUAUAGGGUUCUUCAACAUCUUUCAAAAAAACUUGAAUGUUUAGACUAAAUGUUUAGACUUUUUAGUGUUUCGCAUGGAAAUGAUUCUUCGCAUAGAUUUUAUAACAAUUUCAGCACUUCCCCUAUAGGGGUCACUAACUAAAACCCCUAUAGUAACCACUUUUGCAAGCUCUUGGCAUCUAGAGCGCACCCUCCAAGGGCUCCUAAGGUCGCCCCUAUAAGGACCACUUUGGAGUUCCUAAGGAAGACACGUCAGACGGUUCAAAUUAGUAGCGAAUGAGAUUUAAAGAACCUUGCGAAAUUUGGAAAGAGUUUUUCUUUUUCGAAGGCUGAUCUUUUCAAAAAGUUAAGUAUUUCAGAUCGGGAGCUGUUCGUCACAAUGGUCAGCCUAUUUCGAAAAUAAUCUCCACCGAAGACUACAAAAAAGCCACAGAGUAUUGCUUUGAGUAGAUUUUCUAAACGGUUGAGGUUUGAAGGGAUGACGACGUGGCCAAAUGUCGCCGACUUUCGGCUCUUUCGACGGCGACAAAGACGCGAAUGGACCAGUCGAUCCCUAUCUGCGAGAAGAGCAACUCCUACGAGAAUAUCCAUCGCCGUUCGACCCUUCUUCCGGUACUCGCGGUGCAAAGUAGAAAGUAGAAACAGCCCCUUUAUUGCAGAAAGAACAAUUUUUGGCUCGUGAGCAACGCUCCAAGGAAGAUUCUCGAGAGGAAAAGUCCCGCGAACGAGCGCAUACUUCUGGAACCCUGAACCAUUCGGAGGAGCGCAGUCGACACUUCAAGUCGGCGGAAGAACUCAGUGGCGAGAGGAGGCGUUCCAUCAUGGCCAGCACAAUGAAGGUGGCUUCCAUCGAUUUAUCACUGAACAAUUCAAAAAUUACAGAAACCCCCCAAAGAUUCAACUAAAAGCCGUCAAGUUCGGUCUAUGGUUCACAUUACUUGUUUUUUUUUCUAAAUUUCUUUUCAGGCAAGUCAGCUAGUACGCAUAAACUCCAAAACCAACACAUAAUAAGCAGUAACAACGUUUGAAUGUCGUCUUCUUUUCUAUACUUCCGUUUUCAAUAAAAAAAAUUAUUAUUUCCCAUAUUCGGUUGAUAAUGUUUAAAACUGAAACGAAGUAAUCAGACUUUGUUUGCAUUCAUAUAAAAAGGUCAAAAUUUUGUAUUUUUAUCCCCUAUUUUUUAUAGAUACCUGUUAGCUGACAAACGAUAAUCAAUCAGAAUACGCUUUUAGUAGCUAUCGGGCAUUCUCUUGUAUCCUCCUGCCAAUUGACCUAUAGGUUAUUUUUAUAAUCGGUAAAUAUCUUUGAAUUGCGCUAUUAAUUUUUUUUUAAAUAUUGCAGCGUUACAUUUAUGGACCAUCUAAGUAUCUAAGUAAGUUACAUUUAUAAGAUUCUACAAUUUAGAAAAUUUUGUCAAUAAAAAAAUGAAACAUUUUCGGCAGUAUGAGCUAUUUCGUCGAGGCUGCAUGUACAAAAACGUCAAAUCUUACGACUUUUUCAUGUUAGAGGGGAUGCCGGCAUCCUAGUUUUUAUUUUUGCCUUUUGUGUCGAAAAACCUCUUUCAAAUGCGUAGUUUAAAUUUUCUUAAUACUUUUUAGUUACCUUGCACACUUUUUUUAAACCUGCGCCAAUACCUAAAUAGCUCUGCCGAUUUCGCCGAAAUAGCGCGGAAUAUCUGCUUCUCUUUUUUUUUCUCAAUCCCUAAUCCUGAAUUUUUAGAGGAUUUCCAUGAAUUUUUUUUUGAGAAGAUCUUGAAAAUUAAGAAAUAUGAUCAAAAAAAAAAUCUGGUUCUCUGGCGCGCUUUUAAAUGGGUGGUAUGAAAAAAAGACCAGCGAAAAUUCGAACGGCGACUUUUUCGAUUUUUUCAUAUCGCUAGGGAACUUUCCGACGGCCACCUUUCCGACGAAUCUUUUUUUGACAUUUUUUCUCGAUAAACUCUUCGUUUUGAAACAGCCUAUAUAAAGUAGGUAGUUGGUUCAUGAUUAAAACACAAAGAAAUAGGAAAAAAUGUUUAUAGAUGUUUUAUAAACCGAAAAAUAUAAAGGAAAAAAGUCGGAAAGGGAUUUGGCGGAAAGGUGGCCGUCGGAAAGUUCCCUAGCGAUAUGAAAAAAUCGGAAAAGUCGCCGUUUGAAUUUUCGCUGGUCUUUUUUUCAUACCAACUUUAAAUGACUUCUCGAAAAUGGAAAGACUCUGAAAUUUUAUCAACUUUUCACGCAUCAACCGUCAUUUUCCAUUUGCAAAAAUCACUUUCAACGCGACAUUUAAAAGUCUUUCAAGCGAUUGGUGAAUGCAGAUCAAUUUUUGUAUUAAAUUUUUUUAGGGCGCUGAAGAGAAGCAGGAAACCAAAAGAUCUUCGAUGUUGCAUGAAUUCCGAGACACGAAGCGCCUGGACAUUGCUCCCCAAGCUCAUAACUCAACUUCGUUUCGGUGGAAGCAAGAAUUGAACAGUAAUCAAUAAAAUAUAAAUAAUAAUUGAAACUUUUAACAUUCUAGUUAUUAACUGUGUACCAGUAGAGGCGUUUCGUGCGUUUUCUCAUUUUGAUGUUAAGUUUCAACUGGGAUUGACUGUGGGUUGAAUCUUUUCUUUGAAUUAAUUUGUUGAAAAGUUUGAAGCGAAUAACGGCAUGGAACACAUGGAAGAGGAAUUCAGGUGGUUUGUAGAAGUUUGCAAGGUGCAAUCUUUUUAAAAACUAAAUUUUACUAUCGGUUUCAGGUCGCGGGUUUCUACGUUUUGGUCAAGUGGGUCGGCGAUAAAGAGAAAAAAUGUUUUUGGAUCAGUAUGAUGUCCACAGAAGUGAACUUCAUUGGAAAGUUUGUUGAAACUGUUGUGAAAAAUAAAUAUAAACGUUUUCAUUUAGAUUGGCCAAAAAAAACCCCAAUGGCUACUUGCUGCCGCUUCGUAUGAAGUGGUCGAAAUGCGAUGAUUCAUGGCUUAUGAAUAUUUCUGAAGUAUGGGAGCGAGAGGGAAAACUGGUCACGGAGAAGUUCGAAAACCAAAGAUUGGAAGUUUACAAAAGCAAGUUCAAGGUAUAUAUAGCGGUAAUUAAAUAUUCGGAAAAGAGGCUUAUUUAAGAUCGGAACGCGGCUUGAACUUCUCGAUAACAACCAAGCGACGACUGUGCGACCUGCCACUGUAACGAAGGUGUGUGGUCGACGGAUUUGUGUUAGAGUGAAUCCCUUGGAUGUGAACGACGGUAAGAAGGACGAGCAAGUAAGUUAGCAAAUCUCUGCGUCGAAAAUCGCUUUUAGUGUGGCAGAAACACUGCUUUCUGGGUGGAUCAGGAGAGUCUCUACCUGUUUCCCGUUGGCUGGGCACUCCAGUACGGCUACGGCCUCAAUGCGAAGCCUCAUUACACGGAGCACGUGGAAAGCAUUUUGGAAGCCUUGCAAGAGGUUACGUUUGUUUCCUGAUUAUGAUAGAAUACAAUUCCAAAUAGUUGGUUUUAAAACUCUUUGAUUUUGAGGUUUUUUUUCGAUUUUUUGUUCUACCAUCUUUCAGUUAUGUUCAAUAUAGCCUAAUAUGCGCCAGCUUGUCACGUUUUUCUUUCCGCCGAAAAGAUCCUUUAUCAAAAUAGAUCAAAAUAGAGCAUCUUCGCUUCAAGUCCUUUGUUUUUUGUGGUCUUUUUGCCGUUUUGUAGUGCAAAAGUUUGUUUGUGUUUACGGUAGCUUUUUCUCUUCUUUGCUUUCAAAAAGGGACUAUCUCGCGCAAAACGCAAUAUCUAAUCAAUAGAUGUGCUGGCCCGGACGGAAUCGCUACGAGACCCAUUGUUUUGGUCUUGAUAUCUUGCUGAAAUAUCGCCUGAAUCUAAACCAAAAUCAUGGUUCCUGUAACGAUGAUCUGCGCCGCUUCACUCCCUCAAAUAUCCUACCUAAUGCUUUUGAAUCAACUAAAUGACCUUGGUUGAAGGGCGAAGAACCUCCCUACGAGACCUGGGACGCGACUCCUGAUUUCUUCGAAAGAGAAGAAGUGUUCACGCAAGAAGUGACUACGAAACUCUCCACUAAUUAAUAAUUCUCUAUUUAAGAAGUUUCGAGUCGGUCAUAAGCUUGAACUGCUCGAUGCGCUUUCAGGCAAGAGGAAACAGCUCCGCGUGGCAACUGUGCUCAGAGUUCUCAAGGCUAGUUUUUUUUAUUUCUCAACGUUUUGUUAUGAGGAAGAGUCAAAUUGGGUUCAGUUAGACUGUGGCGUUAUGGAUUUUAAAUAUAUUUUCGUUUUCAACGUGAAUAUGCUCUAUGACUUCAUGCUAAUCAUAGGUAGAAUUGAAAAGUUUCUUUGAGGAUCGUCAAAGGGUCCUGAGGGAGCUUAAAGGCCCUUUAAAGCCCAAAAUUAGUGUGAAAAAGCUUUUGAGAACUUUUUCAUAUUCUAAGUGGAUCUUUUUCGAAAGAAUCUUUUUAGUUUCUUUCCAGCAUAGUUUUUCUUGAAGGCUGUGAAAAGAUACAAAAACUGAUAAAAAAUGAGAUUAAAAAUAAUAUACCGGGGACCCUCACAAGGUCUUUUUUAUUGAGAAAAGCUUUUGAGGAUCAUUCCAGUUUUGCCCGAGAUAGUCAGUUUUCGUUUUGAUGAAUGGAUGUGAUGGGAAACAGAAUUUUUUUCACAAUUUUUCUCAAUUGCACAUGAAUAUUGUUAUCCGCGUAUGCUUCUCAGGCUACUACGUCCUGCCGAACACUACAAAAAAAAGUUUUUUCUCUUUCCUUUUAAUCAAUUUGACUUUUUUUUCAGUAAUAAAAUUUACGUGUGAAAUUUUGAAAAAAAAGCCUUGUUUAUUUUUCUGCAUAAUCUUGUAGAACUCUCAGCUGAAUGGUAUAAUUCUCAACAUUAUGGAGGAGAUGGUUUUUUAGCUAUUUGUUGGGUUAAGGAUGAUUACAUCGUUGUUGGAAUGGACGGUCCAGAUUUGGAAAGCGACGCUAUCCCGUUGCACGUUACUUCUCCGUUUCUUUUUCCAGUCGGGUAUGGAAAAGCUCACGGCGUCGUUGUCGGAUUGACUGAGGGUUCGCAGUUAUUUCUAUUACCGUAGCCCUUGUGUACCUUUUUUCAGAUGAAGACGAUAACAGCUUCGACUGGGAAUAUUAUCUCCAGAAGACUGGAGCUGAGGCGGCUCCUGUAGAACUGUUCCGCCCUGAUCCUGAUCCAGAAGUUUUGAAACUUUUCGAGGUUUUUUUUUUUGGAAUUCUUCUCUGGUAAUCUAUUUCCGUUUGCUUCGAAACCUGUGGCGAGAAUUUUAUUGAAAAUAUUUUUAUUUAAAUCUCUAAGUAAUUUUUCAACAAGUAUUUAAUUACUCGGUGUUAGUUGAUUUUUUCAGAAAAACUUCAAACUGGAAGCGGUGGAUAUGAACGAAAAAAAGUCGAUUUGCCCUGCGUCGGUGGUUGAAGUCAAAGGCCGCCUACUUUAUAUUACCUUCGAUGGCUGGCCCAGCGAAUUCAACUGUUUCUACGACAUCGAGUUAGUUCGGCGCCUAUUUUUCCUAGAGAUGAACAGUGGAGUAUCAAAAUCUCUCAUGCUUAUAAUUGUGACCUAGCCGGGCUAACGGGGUCUCAGCGGGUGUGCCCGUAUUAAACCCGUAUAAGCACAGCUGGUAGAACUUUCGGCAAUUUUACCACAGCUAAGGCACCGCUUCAUCACAGUUGGGUCACAGAUUUUCGAAAUAAUCGCAACUGCGUCACCAUUUUUUUGGCUUACACCCGUUGUAUCCCCUUAAAAACACGGGCUUAACACGGGUGCACCCGCUGACGCACCUGGCCAGCAUGAGAGAUGUGGUCGGCUUGGAAACUUUCAUAUAUUUCAGGUCUCCGGAUAUUUUUCCUGUCGGAUGGUCUGACGCCCAUGGCUAUCCUUUGAAUUUCCCACGAUGA
Messenger RNA from Caenorhabditis auriculariae, 8264 nucleotides. NCBI's taxonomy places the organism in Eukaryota, Metazoa, Nematoda, Chromadorea, Rhabditida, Rhabditidae. The record is from the annotation of a GenBank genome assembly.